Messenger RNA from Vanrija pseudolonga, 1938 nucleotides. RefSeq lists its product as uncharacterized. Lineage: Eukaryota; Fungi; Basidiomycota; Tremellomycetes; Trichosporonales; Trichosporonaceae. Bases 16 to 1938 code for a protein of 640 amino acids. The record is from RefSeq and is a predicted model, not a curated record. The transcript is spliced from 2 exons.
UCUCAAAGCACCACCAUGCGCGACUACACAGAUGUGCUCACGCAAGCAUGCGGCCUGAUGGCAGAAAUACAAGAACACGUGCGCGCCUUCGACCCCGCAGCACUGGCGUUUGUGCCUCCCGUCAUCGACAACUCGACUGGCAACAAUUGGCGUGGAGAGGAGACGCAGGGGAUGAGGAAGUUUAUCGACGUGAUCGAGCACCACGCAACGUCCUUUGAAGCGCUUGCAGCGUCAGGGGAGCCGCCCCGCGAGGACCCCCUUCCCAUCGCCCUUGGGCUGGCCACGAGCUGGAAGCAGGUCGUGCUUGCGAGAGGGCCGAUCCCAGCCGUCCGCAUGCAGAUCCAGGUGCCGGGCCAGAACGGUAUCAAGAGCCGGUUAGGCAGCCGGUCGUCGAGCUCGAGUCCUGCGCCGUCAACCAACGGCCCCCGGCGCCCACGCGAGGCGUUUGUGGACGUUGUGGCCCGCGGAGGCGCCGAGUGGAUCAGAAUCUACAGCAAGAAGACCAACCAGAUCAUGGCCGAGUUCCGCGAGCAAGACUCGUACCUCAACUCUGAUGACGAGACCGACGAUGAUGAGGAGGGCCACACGCAACCAGCGUUGACCAACUCGAUCAUCCGCCUUGUCGACGACCUCCUCGCGCUCGCCGAAGACGUCGAGCGCGUGCCCGGCGCCCCGGCGCCAAAGCUCACCCUCCGCCUCUCGCGCAUAGCCGAGUUCCCCGAAGGCGGGCACCCCGACCCGCGCGUGCCGGCGACCUUCCAGGCGAUUCGGGACCGGGGCGUCAACCUCGUGUUCGGCGACCUGUCCGAGGUGCCGUUCUCGUCCCUCCCGAUCGGGGCGAGGCCGGCGCCAAAGCUCCGCCCGUCGCGCCGCCUCAACCUCGACCCCACUGCGCUCAUGGGGCUCUGCUCAGACCUGCUGCACUACCCCCUCCCGGCAGACGAGGAGGAGGCUCGCUCCCGCUUCUUCCGCCCGGCCGAGUUUGUCGGCGACGACGACCCGGCUAGCCAGAGCCAGAACUCGCGCGAGCUCGUCCGCGCCGUCAUGGAGGAGUGCGAGGCACCACUGAUAGAGGUGAUUCGCGAUGUCCUGUCCACUACCGACUCGGACGACCCCGACCCGACCGCGCCGAUCGAGCUCUGGGCAACGAGCCAGGCGGUGCAGUACCUCCGUGAGACGAUUGCGAGCGAGGACGUUGUCGGUGACGGCGGUGAGCAGCGCCGCAUGCGUCGUCUUACCGGGCUGGAAGAAGGCGAUUUCUGGGAGGGAUCAAGAUACGAGGGCAAGGCGGGAAUCCUGACCGAUAUCAAACUGCACAUCUUUGACGAGGAAGUCGACCCGGCGAGCGCUAUCGAGAAGCUUGACCUCAACGGUGGCUCGUCAACAACACCAUCAACAUCAUCAUCGCCCCCACUCUGCCGCGCGGGCAUGACAUCGUUCCACAACUCUAUUUCAUCAAUCUGCACGACCUUCGUGUCCGAGUACUAUGCGCACGAGGCGCAUGGCGCGGAGGCCGCCCCAGCCCUACCCUCGUUCCUUAACCCUCGCCGACUUCCAGCCCCGCGCGUCGCACAGAUCUCGACGCCGUUCACAGUCGUCAGCCUCGACUCGCUUGCGCGCGGCGCACGCGAAGGCAUGACGACGCUGAGCAUGGGGCACGUCGUGUUCCGCGAGCUGUUUGGCCAGCCGCGCUGGCGCCUCAAGGGCUGGGCGCAGGGAAACUACGACCUCGAAGAUGCCGACGGCGCGGCGUCGCUCCACGCCGCCGCCUGGAUCCUGCCGUACCGCUCGCUCUCAGAGGGCAAGCGCGUCAAGUUUGCAGAGGGCAAUUUUGCCUACCCGACGUUUGUGCAGCGCGUGCCGAGGAGCGCGGCGUGCAAGGCUGCUGCGGCGGCAGCAGAGGCGGCGGCCGCAUCAGGCGAGACCACGCCUGUGUAA